AUGGACGACCUUUAUGAUGAGUUUGGUAACUAUAUAGGAGAGGUGGAUGGCUCGGACGAGGAAUCUCCGCAUCAUGAUGAAGCCAACGCACAGGCUUUCGCCUUUGAAGAGGCCUUCGGUGGAGACAACGAAGACGACCCCGAUGACGUCGGCGAGCAGCAGUUAAUGGAUGUGGAUGAUGAGGGCCCCUCGAACGCGGUCGUCCUCCAUGAAGAUAAACAGUAUUACCCCAGUGCCCAACAGGUGUACGGUCACGAUGUUGAAACCCUGGUGCAGGAGGAGGACGCGCAACCUCUUUCUGAGCCCAUCAUUGCCCCGGUCCAACAAAAGAAGUUUGCGAUAGAAGAGGCCGAAUUACCCCCCGUCUAUCACUCGAGGGAAUUCAUGACAGAUCUACUCAACUUUCCCGAUCAAAUAAGGAAUGUUGCUCUUGUCGGUCACUUGCACCAUGGGAAAACGGCUUUUAUGGACAUGUUGGUCACUGAAACUCAUGACCUCACCAGUCGCCUAGAGAAACGAGCCGGCAGACGAAAUGAGGAACAACUCCGCUAUACCGACGUCCAUUUUCUGGAAAGAGAAAGGGGCCUUUCUAUCAAAGCGGCACCCAUGAGCUUGGUACUCCAGGGCACGAAGGGGAAAUCUCAUCUAUUUAACAUCCUUGACACACCGGGACAUGUGAACUUUGUGGAUGAGGUAGCUGCUGCAUGUCGACUGGUUGACGGCGUGGUCCUUGUGGUGGAUGUGGUUGAAGGUGUCCAGGCCAAUACGGAGCAAAUAAUCAAACAUGCUAUCCUCGAAGACCUCCCGCUGACAAUGGUUGUGAACAAGAUGGACAGGUUGAUUCUGGAACUGAAAAUCCCACCCAACGAUGCUUAUUUCAAACUGAAGCACGUUAUCGAGGAGGUCAACACCAUUAUCGAAAACGUACUGCCUGGCCACGGCGCUGCAAGGCGACUGAGCCCUGAGAAGGGAAAUGUUGCCUUUGCUUGCGCCUCCAUGGGCUGGUGCUUCACGUUGCAUUCAUUCGCCAAGAUGUAUGCAGAGAGGCAUCCCCAGGUCGACGCAGUGGAUUUCUGCUUGCGUCUAUGGGGUGAUAUCUUCUUCAAUCCAAGAAGUCGGAAAUUCACACGCAAAGGCGUCGAAGAAUAUUCCAAACGGACAUUUGUCCAAUUUGUUCUGGAGCCCAUUUACAAACUCUACUCACACACAUUAAGUGAAAGCCCGGAAGACCUGAAGCAGACACUUGCUAGUGUCGGGAUUAGCCUUAAGCCGUCACAACUUAAGUCAGAUGCAAACUCUUUACUCAAUCUCGUCUGUGAACAGUUCUUUGGGUCUGCAACAGGGUUUGUGGACAUGUUACUCCAGCAUGUACCUUCGCCUGCUGAGGGUGCUCAAAGGAAGCUCGAACGGUACUACACCGGGCCUCUUGAUACUAAAUUGGCGGCAGCUAUGGCUGCCUGUGAUUCUGAUGGUCCACUCAUUGUACAUAUCACUAAACUUUACAACAGUGUGGAUGGUUCAAGGUUCCAUUCCUUUGGCAGGAUUAUGAGUGGCACAGCCCAUCCUGGUCAACAAGUGCGUGUGCUCGGCGAGGGCUAUACCCCUGAUGAUGAAGAGGACAUGGUGACUGCGACUAUUUCCGACACAUGGAUCGCCGAGUCCUGCUAUAACAUUCCAACGAGUGGUGUCCCUGCCGGCAACUUGGUUCUUCUGGGCGGCGUGGAUAAUUCAAUUGUGAAGACGGCGACUAUUGUUCCUCUGCAUUUGGAAGACAACGAGGAUACACACAUAUUUCGACCAAUCCGACAUAUUACAGAGUCCGUCUUCAAAGUCGCCGUCGAGCCCGUCAAUCCGUCUGAGCUGCCCAAAAUGCUCGAGGGUCUCCGAAAAGUCAACAAGAGCUACCCGCUGAUUUCUACUAAAGUAGAGGAGUCUGGCGAGCAUGUCGUCCUUGGAACGGGUGAGCUCUAUAUGGAUUGUGUGCUCCAUGAUUUACGGAGACUGUAUUCAGAAAUGGAGAUCAAAGUUUCAGACCCUGUUACGCGCUUUUGUGAGACUGUUGUGGAGACCUCCGCUAUCAUGUGCUAUUCGAUCACGCCAAACAAGAAGAAUAAGAUUACAAUGAUCGCAGAACCUCUUGAUGAAGGAAUUGCCGAGGAUAUUGAAAGCGGUGCCGUCAAUAUCAAGGACCCAAUUCGCAAGGUGGCGCACUUUUUUGAAGAGAGAUAUGACUGGGAUAAACUUGCAGCGAGAAGUAUCUGGGCCUUCGGUCCAGACGAGAUGGGCCCAAACAUCCUACAGGAUGAUACGCUACCGUCCCAGGUCAACAAGAAAUUACUCGGGAGUGUGAGGGAUUCUAUCACACAGGGGUUUAGCUGGGGAACAAGAGAAGGCCCUCUUUGUGAAGAACCCAUUCGGAAUACAAAAUUUAGGCUCACUGACGUUUCUCUCGCCGACCAAGCCAUCUACAGAGGCGGUGGUCAGAUCAUUCCCACGGCUCGACGAGCAAUUUACUCCUCUUUCCUCAUGGCCUCCCCUCGCCUGAUGGAACCCAUUUACUCCUGCACGAUGACAGGGCCGGCAGAUGCCGUCGCAUCAGUGUACACAGUCCUUUCGCGCAGAAGAGGUCAUGUACUCUCAGAUGGGCCGAUAGCAGGUACACCACUCUAUUCCGUCCGUGGUUUGAUCCCGGUGAUAGACUCGUUCGGAUUCGAAACAGAUCUCCGAAUUCAUACCCAGGGUCAAGCCGCUGUUAGCCUUGUCUUCGAUAAAUGGAACGUCAUUCCGGGGGAUCCACUGGAUCGUGAUGUCAAGGUAAAGCCCUUGGAGAUGGCGCCGGCGAUGGCCACGGCCCGUGAUUUUGUUUUGAAAACCAGAAGACGCAAAGGCCUAGCUGAGGAUGUCACCGUGAGCAAGUUCCUGGAACCGGAGCUCUGGAAGGGCCUGAAGGAGAGCGGCGUCUUGGACUCAUGA
Molecule: messenger RNA, 2973 nt
Organism: Aspergillus sclerotioniger CBS 115572
Lineage: Eukaryota; Fungi; Ascomycota; Eurotiomycetes; Eurotiales; Aspergillaceae
Product: 116 kDa U5 small nuclear ribonucleoprotein component
Exons: 4
Coding region: 1-2973 (990 amino acids)
Biological process (GO): mRNA splicing, via spliceosome
Cellular component (GO): cytosol; U4/U6 x U5 tri-snRNP complex; U2-type catalytic step 2 spliceosome
Molecular function (GO): GTP binding; U5 snRNA binding; GTPase activity
Source: RefSeq, a predicted model, not a curated record